Molecule: messenger RNA, 333 nt
Organism: Arabis nemorensis
Lineage: Eukaryota; Viridiplantae; Streptophyta; Magnoliopsida; Brassicales; Brassicaceae
Source: the annotation of a GenBank genome assembly
AUGGCUGCUCCAAUCGCCAUAGGGACACGAGGAACAAUCGGAUCGCUUGUACGUAAAGAAAUCGACUACUUCAAAAGCUUCCAUACAUGUCCCCAAUUCGAUCCGAGGAAAGACAAUUCCAAAAACAAUAAAUUUCAGCAAAGACAUAGCUCAUCACGGCUGAGUUCUUGGUUAUCUAGAGCCAAUUGGAGAAAGAAGAAGCAGCAUAGUUGCGGUGGCCGCGGCAGGUUUUUGCCGAGUAUGUGCUCGGCGGUGGAGGUUUCCGGCGAGAAUCGGGUUCCGGAUUUCAACUAUAGGAUCUUGAAGAGUGAUGAUAAAAGCUUGCGUGUUUAG